Molecule: messenger RNA, 9501 nt
Organism: Eriocheir sinensis (Chinese mitten crab)
Lineage: Eukaryota; Metazoa; Arthropoda; Malacostraca; Decapoda; Varunidae
Exons: 3
Coding region: 120-9113 (2997 amino acids)
Source: RefSeq, a predicted model, not a curated record
GACAGACAGACAGAUAGGCAGACACACACACACACACACACACACACACACACACACACACACACCUCCCCUUACAAUAUAUCAAAACAAAAUUCACAAUCCACUUGGACAAAACAAUUAUGAAAAAAAUAUAUAUUCCACUCCCUUCCACCUCCACCUCCACCACCACCCAGGACACCACCACCACCACCAGGCCCUCACCACCACCACCACCUUCACCACACGAGGAGGAGGUGGAGGAGGAGGAGGAGGAGGAGGUGCCAGGCUUGUUGGAUCUCUCCCCCACCAGGAGAGAAAUGGUGGGGGGGGGAGGAAAGGAGAGAGAAAGCCCUGGAAAUAAGCCCACCCCUCCACCAGCCACCCCAGGCCAAGAGGAACCCAAGAAGAUCCCGACGAGACCCCAAGAGACCCCGAACAGACCCAUGACGCUCGACAUUCGACAAAAAACGAAGAAAUCUCGUGACGGGAAAAUUGAUGUUGAGUUGAAUUUAGCGAAGUUUCCGGCGAACGACUCGGAGAAAACGGAACGUGGAGGGAAAACGGAGGUGGAGGAGCGGACCCGAGUGUCUUACGCCCGAUUGGAUGAGAGGGAAAGCCCGGGGGGUCAGCGGAAUAGAAAACGUGGGCUAUUUUCAAGGGGUACCGGGCGAAAUAUAUCGAAUAGCCGAUCUUCCGAUAGUCAAAUUUCCGCUGUUCCGUCGGACCCUAGGCCAAGGCGAGGGUUCACGCUGCCCCUCGGAAAGUCCUCGAGUCCGCAGGCCAAGUCCGGACCGCUGAAGCCCCCUCUAGGGUCCUCCACCACCACCACCACCUCCGCUCCGUUCACGAGCUUCCGAGAUCGACUCAAGAAAAAUGUGAACAGGAAUGUGGUUGAGGAAGAGCGGAAGAGGAAGAAGAAGGAGGAGGAGGAGGAGGCGAAGAGGCGGAAGAAGAUGAAGGAGCAGGAGGAGGAGGCGAGGAAGCGGAAGAGGAAGAAGGAGGAGGAGGAGAGGAAGAAGAGGAAGAAGGAGGAGGAGAAGAAGGAGAAGGAGAGGAAGGAAAAAUCUGAUGAUGUUAACAAAAGGAAGAGAAGAGGAGGAGGAGGAGGAGAAGGAAAGGAAGAAAAAGAGAAGGAGGAGGAGAAGAAGAAAGGGAAGAGAAAGGAGGAGGAGGAAGAGGAGAUGAGUAGGGAGACUCGGACUCUCCCCAAGGACUUCUCUCCCUCCCCUUGGGCUAAAUUCGAGGAGGUGAACUGGGGAGGAGGAGGAGGAGGAGGAGGAGGAAGAGGAAGCAGUUUUGAAGAUAGCAGAGAAGAAGAAGGAAGAAGAGGAGGAGGAGAAGGAAGAAGAGGAGGAGGAGGAAGCAAUUUUGAAGAUAGCAGAGAAGAAGAAGAAGACCAAAAAAGAAGAGGAGGAGGAGGAGGAGGAGGAGGAAGAGAAGACUGCUUUAAAGAUCAAACAGAGGAAGAAGAUCGAAGAGGAAGAGGAGGUGGAGGAGGAGAAGAAGAAGUAAUAAGAGGAGGAAGAGGAGGAAGAAGAGAGGAAGAAGAAGAAGAAGAAGGAACAAAAAACAAAAACAACAAAAAUUCCGACGAAGGAGCGAAUGAAGGAAUAGGCAAAACACUUAAUAAAGAUGGAAAUGAAGGAAGAGAGGAAGAAGGAAGAGAGGAAGAAGAGGGUAAAGAAGGCAUAGAAGAUGAUAGAAGCAACUUAACCCCAUCUACUAAUGAAGGAAGAAGGGAAGAAGAGAGGAGGAGAGAGGAUAUGCAAGGAGGAGGAGGAGGAGGAGGAGGAGGGAAGGAAACAGAGAAGGAGGAGGAGGAGGAGGAAGAAAGAAAAAGUCCAAAAUUCCAUAGGACUCCUCCCCACCCCCCCUCCCGCCCCCCCAUCCUACCCCCCACCCAGUUGAAGGAUGCCAUGAGGGCCUGGGUAUCAUUUGAGGACUCCCCCGCCCCCCCCCUAAGGACGCCGAGAGGGGGUCCUACCAGGCGCCCCACGACCCCCAUAGGACGCUCCCGAAAGUCCCCCGCGAGGAGUCCUAUAGGAUUCCACACCAAGGGCCGGGCUGGUAGUGUGCAAAGGAGUCCGACGAGGGGUCCUUCAGGCGUGGCAGGGAGUCCUAGGGGUAGUGUGAGGGCUCCUGGGAAGGGUCCUAUGAGGGGUCCUAUGGGGUAUCCUGUGAGACGUCCUUCAGUGCCGAGUCCUACAGAAAUCGCCUCGAAAAAUCCUUCAGGAAAUGUCAAACCUCCUGUGAAGUCUCCUAUGAGGGGUCCUAUGGGGCAUCCUACAGGGACUUCACCACAUCCUACCGAAAUCCACACAAAACCUCCUUCAGGCAAUAGGACCUCCCCUGCAAAAUGCCCAAUGUGGAGUCCUACUGGGAAUCCUACGAAGAAUCCUACAAGAAAUCCUUCCGAAAACACUCGAAAAAGCACAGGACGCGUGACCCCUACCAGAAAACAUCCUAUGAAGAGUCCUACAAGCUGGGAUCCUAUCAAGAGGGGUCCUAUUGAGGGUGAUCGAAUAGCAGGAAGUCCUACGAGGGGGGAUUCUAAGGCUGGGAGUCCUAUGCAAAGAGGUCCUACUAAGAAUGGUCAUAUGGCAGAAAGUCCUAUGUCUGGGGGUCCUAUGGGAAGAGGUCCUACCAAGAAUCAUAUAGCAGAAAGUCCUACAGCUGGAAGUCCUAUGUCUGGGGAUCCUACGAAGAGGCGUCCUACAGAAAGAGAUCCUACUAAUGGUCAUCAAAUAGCAGAGAGUCCUACAGCUGGAAAUCCUAUGUCUGGGAAUCCUACAAAGGGGGGUCCUAUGCAAAAAGGUCCUACUAAGAAUUACCAUAUAGCAGAAAAUCCUACAGCUGGAACUUCAAUGUCUGGGGAUCCUACCAAGGGGGGUCCUACGGGGUAUCCUACAGGGUAUCCUACAGGGUAUCCUACAGAUCCUAUAUAUGAUCGCCUGUGGUUUGGGGGCGGGAUGCAACGCGAGAUAUCCUUCACUAAGGACAUAGAUUUAUCCAAGGAGGAAUUUAAGAUAUAUGCGAGUGUCCGCCCUUUUGGAGAGGGGGAGGAGGAGGAGGAGGAGGAGGAGGAGGGGAAGAGGAAGGAGGAGGAGGUAGGACUCUUCUUCCCUCCCUUCCUCCCUGAUGAUGACCCCUUCGGAAGGAUUAUUGAAGAACUGAAAGAGAAGGAUUUGUAUUAUGAUAGUGUGAGAUGGGGAGGAGGAGGAGGAGGAGGAGGGUCAGAAGAAGAAGAAGGAAGAGGAGGAGGAGGAGGAGGAAGAUCAGAAGAAGAAGAAGGAAGAGGAGGAGGUAUGGGUUAUGGACUAGAAAAUGGAGGAGGAGGAGGAGGAGGAGGUUAUGGAAUGGAAGAAGAGGGAAGAAGAGGAGGAGGAGGAGGAAGGGAAGAAGAAGAAGGAAGAUAUGGAAGCAAUGCAAGUUAUCGAAUAGAAGAAGAUGGAAGAGGAAGAAGAGGAGGAGGAGGAGGAGGAGGAGGAAAAGUAAGAUAUGGACAUAAUACAAGCUAUCAACUGGAAGAAGAGGAAAGAAGACAAGAAGAAGGAAGAGGAGGAGGAGGAGGAGGAGGACAAGAAGAAGGAAGAGGAGGAGGAGGAGGAAGACAAGAAGAAGGAAGAGGAAGAGGAGGAGGAGGAGGAGGAGACCCAGGUACCCAAAACAGACACCAUCUCACAACACACCCCAAAAAUCAUCUUGGUCAAAACGUAAACAAAACCACACACACAUCCACAAACUCUACUAUUACACCCAACAUACCCCCAUUACAGCCCCCUUACAUGGACCCUGGCACCCCCUAUGACCCUUACGCACCCUCCCAUACCCCCUACGCACCCCAUGACACCCCUUACAGCCCUUACAAGUCGUCAUUUCAACCCUCAGUCGCUAUCUUUUCAUCUGAUAUAUCCAACUUAAAGCCUACUUACACCCCUUAUGCUCACCCCUACACCCCUUCCACACACCCGGCCACCCCUUACGCACCCUCCCACACCUCCCACACCCCUUACGAACCCCCAAUUCAAGGCCCAGCAGAGGAGGUCGUGCAGAAACCAAUGAGAUUUGAUCGGAUUUUCAAACUCGAGAUUGCCGCCGGAAUUAUGGAGUCGAGUGCCCCGUACCCCCAUACCCCAGUCCGCUGUGCCCCCUGCCAUACCCUGUGCCUCCCCCUGGACCCCCAUGGCACCGUACCGCCCCUGAGGCAUGACUUCGAGUACGCACUUUGCCGAUAUGAGGUCGAGUAUCGGAGAAAUGCAAAAAUCGGAAUUGUUCGAGUUUUACGUUUUUCCGCGCCGAUAGACCCCAUGGAGUGCUUGGAGGGUUCGGUAGAGUCCGCCGGUAGUCUUCCGAGUCUGGUUGAGUAUCGGUUGGUCCCUAUCUACCGGGUUGUGCCGAGUUGCGAGUGGUUGUUGGCGGACGAGAGAUUGGUUGUGGCCUGUUUUGAUUUUUCUUCCUCUUCUUCUUCUUCUUCUUUUUCUUCUUUUUCUUCUUCUUCUUCUUCUUUUCCUAUGUUGCCGUUCUCCUCUUCCUCCUCCUCCUCUUCUUCCUCUCGUUCUCCUCUUCCUUCCUCCUCCUCCUCCUCUUCCUUAUCUUCUAUUUCCAUUCCUCUUCCUCCUCCUUCUUCCUCUUCUUCUUCUUCCUCUGUUUUUGUAUGUCCUUCCUCCUCCUCCUCCUCCUCCUCCUCCUCCUCCAUUCCUCCUCCUCUUCUUAUGAUCACCUCCUCUUCCUCUCCUCUUCCUCCUCAUAGAACCAUACCAUAUACACUCUUCUCCUCCUCCUCCUCUUCCAUUCCUCCUCCUCUUCCUCUUCCCCUCAUAACCACCUCCUCCUCCUCCUCCUCCUCCUCCUCCUCCUCCUCCUCCUCCUCCUCCACUGUCCCAUCAUCAUCACUCAAAGUUGAGAUACACAGAGAAGAAUUACAUAGGUGUGUCCUAAGCCUACCUCUCUUAAUUGGGACACAGGUGAGGAAGGAGGAGGAGGAGGAGGAGGAGGAAGAAGAUAGGAGGGAGAGAGAAGGAAGUCUGGAGGAGAUCAAAGAUUAUGUGGAAUGGAGGAAGAUGGAAGGGGAGGAAGAGGAAGAAGAGGAGGAGGAAAGAGAAGACUGGAUAAGGAUGGGAGGUAAAGAAGGGAAGAGGGGAGAGGAGAAAGGAGAAGAAGAAAGGAAAGAAAAGGAAAAUAAUAAAGGAAAUUUGACGACAGAAAACGAUGUGUGUGUGUUGAUAGGCUUAGACGACGACGCCGGAACAGGAAUAAGAGGAAAUAUGGAUAAAGAAGGGAAGAAGGGAGAAUGGCUGAUGAAGAUGGUGGAUAUGGAUGAAUUAGAAGAUGUAUUGAAGAUGGGAAAUGAGAGAGAAUGGGAAGUAGAAGAUGGGGAGGAAGUGGAUUUGAUAAAGAUGGGGAGAGAAGACGAUGGGAGGGAGGAAAUAGAUGAAGAUAGGAAGAAGGAAGCAUUGAUAAAGAUAGCCAAAGAAGAAGGGAAGGAGGAAGAAGAAGAAGAGGGGAAGAAGAAGGAAGAGGAAGAAGAUUUGAUAAAGAUGGAGAGAGAAGACGAUGGGACAGAGGAAGUAGAUGAAGAUAGGAAGAAGGAAGCAUUGAUAAAGAUAGCCAAAGAAGAAGAAGGGAAGGAGGAAGAAGAAGAAGAGGGGAAGAAGAAGGAAGAGAAAGAAGAAGAUUUGAUAAAGAUGGAGAGAGAAGAUGAUGGGAGAGAGGAAGUAGAUGAAGAUAGGAAGAAGGAAGCAUUGAUAAAGAUAGCCAAAGAAGAAGGGAAGGAAGAAGAAGAAGAAGAGGGGAAGAAGAAGGAAGAGGAAGAAGAAAAUUUGAUAAAGAUACAAACCAAGGCAACAGAAGAUAGGAAGAAGAUUCAACACAAAGAAGAAAAAGAAGAAGUAGAAGAAAAUUUGAUGAAGAUGGAGAUGGAUAAGGAGGGGAAGGAAUCAUCGUCAACAGAAAACGACGGAAUGGAAGAAUUGACCAAAACAGAAGAAGGGAAACACAGAGAAUUGAUGAAGAUAGGAAGAGAAAGAAGAAGGGAGGAGGAGGAAGAAGAAGAGGGGAUUGAGAGAGAAAGAAGAGGAAGGGAGGAGGCGGAAGAAGAUGAAGGGAGAAGAAAGGAAGAAGAAGAAUCACAAAAAACACUAAAAGAAGAUAGGAAGAAGGAAGAAGAUGUAAUAAAGAUAGGGAGAAGAGAGAUAGAGGAGAUGAUGAAGAGGGAGAUAGAGAAAUUGAUAAAGAUAGUUAAUGACAAGGAUAAAGAAAGGGAGAAAGAAGAAGAAGAAGGGAGGAGAGAAGAAGAAGAAGAAGGAAUUAGAGGAAGAGGAGGAGGAGGAGGAGGAGGAAGACUUCAACUCCUCCACGCAUUUCAGAGUACGGAGGAGGUGGAGGAGGAGGAGGUACUGGAGGAAGAGGAGGAGAAGAAGGAGGAAGAGGAAGAGAAGAAGAAGGAGGAAGAGGAGGAGGAAGAUAGUCUGACCUCCCGCAUUCCCUUCCUUCCUCUUCCUCCUCUCUUCUCAAUCCCUGACAUCUUCAUCCAUGCCCCAGAAGAAGAGGAAGAAGAAGAGGAAGAAGAAGGAGGAGAGGAAGAAGGACAGAAGGAAGAUGAUAGAUACAGAGUUGAUAAAGAAGAAGAAGAAGAAGAAGAAGGGAAGGAAAGAGAGGAAGAAAAGGAGGAAGAAGAAGAAGAAGAAGAAGAGGAAGAAGACAGCCUUAAGAAUGUGAUUAAAGAGGAGAAAGAGGAAGAAGAAGGGAAGAGGAACACCAUUGAUAAAGAUGGAGAGAAGGCUGACCUUGAUUUUGACCUUCCGACCUGCACCUUGGACGAAGAGGUCAUGCUACGCGCCUUCAUGCUGGCACAAGGUCACGUAGGUCAAGGUCACCCACUGGAAGGUCAGAUAUUACAGGAACAGUUGCAAGGUCACCAGUAUCAAGAUCAAGUUCAGGGUCAUGGAUUGGGUCAGAAAGGUCACUUGUUAGAUGAGCAAGGUCACCAAUUCCAUGUUCAAGAUCACCCAUUAGAAGGUCAAGUUAAAGGUCACCAAUUAGAAGGUCCAAAAGGUCAUCAAGGUCAAGUUCAAGUUCUCCAAUUACAAGAUCAAGGUCAGAAAGGUCAUGAGUUGGGUCAAAAAUGUCACCAAAAUCAAGUUCAAGUUCAAGAUCAUCAGUUACAAGGUCAGAAAGGUCACCCAUCAGAAGGUCAACAGUAUCAAGAUCAAGGUCAGAAAGGUCACCAAAAUCAAGUUCAAGUUCAAGAUCAUCAGUUACAAGGUCAGAAAGGUCACCCAUCAGAAGGUCAACAGUAUCAAGAUCAAGGUCAGAAAGGUCACCAAAAUCAAGGUCACCAAUUAGAAGGUCAACACUAUGAAGAUCAAGUUCAAGAUCACCAAAAUCAAGAUCAAGUUCAAGGUCACCAAUACAAAGGUCACAAAUACAUCCCCUACCCCAACCCAGGUCAACCCCAAGGUCAAAGGUCAUACGAGUUCACCCCGACCCAUCUGGCGCCCAAUUUCGACAGUGACCUUCCUCUACGGGCCACGGCAAAGGUCAGCUGGGAGGAAGGUCAGGUCAGGUCGGCGGUGGUGGUGGUGGAGGUGGCUGUGUGUGAGGGGGUAUGUAGAAGUAGUAGUAGUAGUAGUAGUAGUAGUAGUAGUAGUAGUAGUAGUAGGAAUAUUGUGAAUACCUGGGAUAUAAGAGGAGGAGGAGGAGGAGGAGGAGAGGAAGAGGAGGAGGAGGAGGAGGAGCUUGGAAGAGUUAAGUGCUUGGAGAGACCAGAAGUGAGAGGAGGAGAAGAAGAAGAGAGAAGAGGAGGAGGAGGAGAAGAAGAGAGAGGAGGAAGAAGAAGAGGAAGAGGAGGAAUAUCUCUUCUCACUCUCUCUCUCAUAUAUGGAGGGAAAGGAGGAGGAGGAGGAGGAAGAGAAGAAGAAGGAGGAGGAGGAGGAAGGGAGGAAAGAAAAAUGGAAGACGAGGAAGGAAGAGGAAGAAGAAGAGGAGAUUUAAUGAAUGAAGAAAGAGGAGGAGGAAGAGAGGAGAGGAAGACAGAAGAAGAAGAAGAGGAAGAAGGAGGAGGAGGAAGAAGAAGAAGAAGAAGAGAAGAUUUAAUGAAAGAAGGAAGAGGAGGAAGAGGAGAAGAAGAGGAAGAAGAAGAAGAAUCAAAACAAACAACCGGAAAACAAGGUCAAGGUCACCCACCAUCACCACCAGGUCAGGUCAUACAAGGUCAGGUCAUACAAGCCCAAGAACGCGUCUGGCAAAACUACAUCAGGUCAACCGUCACCCAAGGUCACGGGCACUUCUCCGUCGCCCUCCACCGCUCGCUCUCCCCCCCCACCGUGACCUCCUGUGACCUUAACGAGUCCUACUAUGACCUUGAUGACCUUGAAAUUCCCAUGAUUGAUGAGUCUCCUCAAAACUCCAACUUAACCAUUUUUUCCGAGACUCCCUUACACCAAUUUCCCCGCCUUCCCCUGCCUCCCCUGCCGUCCGUACCCACACCCCAGGCUCCCCAAGGGUCCGCCCCGCCCCAGGGUACCCACACGCCCCUGCCAAGCCCCCAGGGGAACCUCCAGGGGGGGGUAGGGUCCGCAAACAGCUCGGCGAUCUUGCAAUACUGGUCUGGGAUUUUUCGAGACAGACGGAAUUUGACGUCGCUCGGAAUUGCCGAUUUACCCCACUCCGAGGCCUUCCCUGGGGGUGGCGUCGGGUGUAGGGGUGGUCAGACUCCCCAGGGGCAGGAUCGGACUGGGGGUAGCACACUGGGGUCAGCGCCUAUGCCCAUUAAGGUCGCGAAAGUGGAUGGAGUCCGUCGACCUGAAGAUGACCAAAAUUUUGCCUAUUUUUUGAGUUGUUCACCAGAGUCUCCGCUUGGAAGCCUGGACUGGGUGGGAGCGAGGAAGGAAGAGGAGGAGGAGGAGGAGGAGGAGGAGGACUGGUUGGAGGAGCUGGAGAAGGAGGAGGAGGAAGAGGAAGGAAGGAGGAGGAGGAGGAAGAUGAGUGAUUUCUUCUGUGAUUUUGAUUUCGAGGAGGAAGAAGAAGAAGGAAGAGGAGAAGGAGGAGGAGGAGAGAGAAGAAGAGAGGAAGAAAGAGGAGGAGGAGGAGGAGGAGGAAGAAGCAGCAGUAGAAGAAGAUCUGAAAAACAUUGAAAGAAAGAAAGAAAGAAAGAAAGAGAGAGAGAAAAUAAAGAGAGAAAUAAAGAAAAUGAUGAUGAUGAUGAUGGUGGGGGGGUUGGGCCCUUCUUCCUCCUCCUCCUCUUCCUCUUCUUCUUCUUCCUCCUCCUCCUCCUCCUUUUCAUCUCCUUCAUAGAUUCAGUUCUGUUAGUGGUUAUUUCCUCCUCCUUCUCCUCCUCCUCCUCUUCCUCUUCCUUACCCACCCCUCUUCUUCCUCCUCCUCUUCCUCUUCCUCCUCCUCCUCCUCUGCUGUCUCCAACACACACACACACACACACACACACACACUAAUUUUUGCAUACCCAACCCUACCUCCUCCUCCUCCUCCUCCUCCUCCUCCUCCUACUCAUUCUUCUUCCUCCUC